Messenger RNA from Plectropomus leopardus (leopard coralgrouper), 660 nucleotides. The record is from RefSeq and is a predicted model, not a curated record. NCBI's taxonomy places the organism in Eukaryota, Metazoa, Chordata, Actinopteri, Perciformes, Serranidae.
CCGUGGCAUUUAAACACGAUUUAAACUUGUGCUGCUUGAAGCGUUUCGGAGCAGCCGCUCCUUCAGCCGUCGGCAUUUUCAAACCGUGUCUCCUCUCCGACAGAGAAGGAGAUGAGCGGGACCGGUGACGACAUCAAGCCGGUGGACUGCACCAUCAAACCUCCCGUCUACCUACAGAUCGGAGACACCAAAUCAGCAGCAGCUCACUCUGGAGUUUGUGUCGUGGAUGUCGCCCUCCCGUUUGGAAAACCUGUCAAUAUUGAGGAGAUCACCUUUAAGAACUACUACACCGCCUACCUGACCGUGCGCCUGCUGAGGAGGAGCCCCGGACACGAGGCCGCCGCCAAGUGGAGCACCGCUCUGAGAGACCUCCCUCUGAUGGACAACCCACACACUGAGGGAGGCUCGCAGGACUACUGCUCCAUCCACAGGACACAGAUGCAGGUGGAGCCGGAUCACGUGGUGUCGGUGAGACUGAUCCUGAGACAGCCGUCCUCCGCCUGGCUCACCUUCAGCCUGGAAGACAUCAAAAUAUUCCCUCACAUGGAGCCGCUCUUCACCUCCUCUCCCAUCUGUAAUGGUAAUGCAAUGUUCUCUGUUCAGCUCAUCAGCAUCGGCGAGAGCAGCGCCCUCACUGGAGCUCCUUCCCUCCUUCCCUGA